Pocillopora meandrina is the source of this 835-nucleotide messenger RNA. The record is from the annotation of a GenBank genome assembly. Lineage: Eukaryota; Metazoa; Cnidaria; Anthozoa; Scleractinia; Pocilloporidae.
UUGGAUAUUCCUGAAACAUUUUUUUGCCAAGGCACAACAGCUCCUGGAAUAGAAGGACUUUGUUUGCUGUUAAGGCGACUGACUUACCCUUGUCGCUACUCUGACUUGAUACCUCGUUUCGGGCGACCAAUACCAGAGCUGAGCAUGAUUUACAACAUUGUUUUGUAUCACAUUUACAACACACAUGGUCAUAGAAUAAGUCAGUGGAACAAUACAAUUCUAGAUCCUGUGAGUCUAGAGAGGUAUGCUGAAGCUAUCCAUAACAAAGGUGCAGCACUGGAUAACUGUAUAGGGUUCAUAGAUGGAACUGUGAGACCCAUCUGUCGUCCCGGGGAAUUACAAAGAGUCGUCUACAAUGGUCACAAGCGGGUUCACGCACUAAAAUUGCAAUCAUUUACCUUGCCUAAUGGUAUGAUUGCAAAUAUGUACGGGCCUGUAGGUAAGUCUGUGGUUCAGAAUAUACCUCAAAUAAAAUUGUUGCUAAGUGUUCAAAACCCUUCAUGUUUGUAAUUUGGGUUCUGACUAUGAAUUUGCCGUUUUGGUUUUCAAUUUUAUUGCAGAAGGAAGAAAACACGAUGCCGGUAUGUUGGCAGAUUCCGGACCACUCAAUGAUCUACAGCGCUUUGCAUUUUCUUCCACUGGUCAACCCAUGUGCCUUUACGGUGACCCUGCCUACCAUCUUCGCAUCCACCUGCAAGUUCCCUUCAGGAACGCAGUUCUAACUCCUGCCAUGCAAGCCUUCAAUUCCUACAUGAGUGCUGUGCGUGAAUCGGUAGAAUGGCUCUUUGGCGACAUUGUGAACUAUUUUAAAUUUAUGGAUUUCAUAAGAAUUUAA